CCAAUCACAGACGCGCUUACUCGCGACGAGCCAGUAUCAACAUGGCGGCGCUCUGAGUUUUACAGGAAGCAACCUGGUGUAAAUAAAAGCUGAAUUUGACGGUUUGCCAGUAGCGACAGCGUCCGGGCGUCUUUGUUUAGGACCGGUCGGACCCGAAGGGGAAAAUGUCGGGUGACGGAAACAAAAAGCAGUUUUGGAAAAGGAAUGCGGCGAAGGUUCCCGGCAGCAUUCAGCAUGUGUAUGGCGCACAGCAUCCCCCCUUUGACCCACUUCUUCACGCUAAUUUGAUUAAAGCUGGCCAGAGACCAUCUCCCUCCACGCCGGGCAAGCCAAAGAAGGCCACUACGUUCCAGGAGUUUGAGAGCAUCACAAGCGACGCCUGGGAUGUCUGUGAUGACGACGACGAGCUGCUGGCCAUGGCCGCGCAGAACCUCAACAUCGAGGUUGUCAUGGAAACUGCCAAUAAGGUGAUUGCGAAUCACAGCAAGUUGCAGGAGAGACAAAAGCUGGACGACCCCCAGAGGGACGACGAUCUACAGGAGGAGACGGCGUACGACGAUGAGGAGGAUGAGGAAGACGAGGAGGGAGACUUGACCAGUCCGGAGGUUUCCUUCGCUUUCCCGGACAGCCUCGACACUGAAGGUCGCCUGGUAAAAUCCCACAGCGAAGCUCGCAUUGGAUCACCGAAAGAUGCAGCAGGUGAGCACGCAGCCCUGUACAGACAGCGCUCUCUGCCACACCGGCCCGUCAUCCCGCUCGUGGCGCGCAUGGCCGACCAGAACACAUCAGGCACUCCAGCCAUGACGGAAAGGGAAGCGUCACGUCUGGAUAAGUUCAAGCAGUUGUUGGCUGGCCCCAAUACAGAUCUCGAAGAGCUUCGGAAACUCAGCUGGUCUGGAAUCCCGCGCCAAGUCCGACCAAUCGCGUGGAAACUCCUUUCGGGUUACCUGCCUGCCAACGCUGAAAGGAGAGAGAAUGUCCUUCAGAGGAAGAGACAGGAAUAUUUUGGUUUCAUCCAGCAGUACUACGACUCCCGCAAUGACGAGCACCAUCAGGACACGUACAGACAGAUCCAAAUAGAUAUUCCUAGGAUGAGUCCAGAGUCUUUGGUGCUACAGCCAAAGGUGACAGAGAUUCACAUUGACAUACCAAGAACUAAUCCUCUUAUUCCUCUCUUUCAACAAGCUUCUGUCCAAGAGAUAUUCGAGCGGAUCCUUUUCAUUUGGGCCAUCCGCCACCCGGCCAGCGGCUACGUGCAAGGCAUCAACGACCUAGUCACGCCCUUUUUUGUGGUCUACGUCUUUGAGUACAUCGAGGAAGAAGUGGAAAACUUUGACGUGUCCAGUCUCCAGGAAGAGGCUCUGAGGAACAUUGAAGCUGACAGCUUCUGGUGCAUGAGCAAACUGCUGGACGGCAUCCAGGACAACUACACGUUUGCACAACCGGGCAUCCAGAGGAAGGUCAAGGCCCUGGAGGAGCUGGUCAGCAGGAUUGAUGAGUCGGUGCAUCAUCACAUGCAGCAUUACGAGGUGGAGUACUUGCAGUUUGCCUUCCGCUGGAUGAACAACCUUUUGAUGCGGGAGCUGCCGCUACGAUGCACCAUCCGACUGUGGGACACCUACCAGGCUGAACCGGAGGGUUUCUCCCAUUUCCAUCUCUACGUCUGCGCAGCUUUCCUGGUGAGGUGGCGGAAAGAGAUUUUAGAGGAGCGAGACUUUCAGGGCCUAAUGAUUCUCCUGCAGAACCUUCCCACCAUGCACUGGGGCAACGAGGAAGUCAGCGUGCUGCUGGCCGAGGCCUACCGGUUGAAGUUCGCCUUUGCUGACGCACCCAACCACUAUAAGAGAUGAUGACCUGAAGAUUCUUCAGUGGAAGGACCACAUUGCCCUAAAGGAGAUUUGAAAAACUGAGCGGAUGUAGCACUGAACCUUUUUUUAUUUGACUCAAAGAAUUCGCAUUCUACUCAUGGGGAGACAUUCGGGAGAACUUUUUUUUUUUGCUGACCUUUUUUGACUGUUGUGUCAAGUCAACAGAAGACGGCGAAAAGGGCAAAGUGUGCAAGAAAUCUCCCCCCCGUUCCAUCCAGACCAUUGAGUCCAGAGAGCUUCGCCAAUAUUGAGAAAAGGUACCGUGAGAAACAAAAAUGUUUGACGUGAAACUCUUUUGUAGGGUGAAUGCUCUUCAAAGCGGACUUAAAACAAUGCUCUUAUUUUUCUGGAAGGCAAACGCAAUUGAAAUUGGAUGUUCUCCUCAUGUCAUAUCCUUUAUUUUGUUUACAUUAUUAUUUUGAUACUGAUACAUUAGGUACACUCGAGCCUUGUUUGAAAAGGAUGGGGGGGCGGGGCUUAUCAACAUGUCGCUUUUGUUGCCUUAUUCCACACUGCAAACUGAAAGAUGAACAUUUUGUUGAAACUUGUGGGGGGGAAAUAAAAUCUGGCUUUGAUUUUUUUACAUACUGUAAAUGUUCCUCUUUCAGUUCUAUGGAUUUAGUGUUAAUUUAAUGCCAGUGUGCUCCCCCAAGCUUCCCCGCAGUGAGGAAAUGGCUGCAGCCCUCUUCAGCCUACAACAAAUACACUGAACUUCAAACCAUCGUUGAAGAAUCUCCUGCAAUGACAUCCCCCAUAGUAGGUCUUGCUCCUCUCAGUUGAACAAAAAUAAAGAAAAAAAAAUCCCUCACAUUUGCUCACAGAAGGGUUCCCGAAUGGACAAAAAUGUACAGAAAUUUUUGAAAUGAAGAAAAGUGUAAAUAGAAAAUGUAAAUAAAUCAUCUAUAUGAUAACCUGUCA
Molecule: messenger RNA, 2786 nt
Organism: Syngnathus acus (greater pipefish)
Lineage: Eukaryota; Metazoa; Chordata; Actinopteri; Syngnathiformes; Syngnathidae
Gene: tbc1d22a
Product: TBC1 domain family, member 22a
Exons: 15
Coding region: 165-1850 (561 amino acids)
Biological process (GO): activation of GTPase activity
Molecular function (GO): GTPase activator activity
Source: RefSeq, a predicted model, not a curated record